Messenger RNA from Nylanderia fulva, 3122 nucleotides. The record is from RefSeq and is a predicted model, not a curated record. NCBI's taxonomy places the organism in Eukaryota, Metazoa, Arthropoda, Insecta, Hymenoptera, Formicidae.
UCCCCCAUUUCCGGUCUUCAGUAUUUUGAUUAUUUUGCUAUUAAGGUUAAGAAAAUUAACAUUUCUGAGGACUGUCACGAAGGAGCUUACAAAGUAGAAGAUUUCACCUUUUUCCUUGUUUAAUGUAAUCUACUACGUUGAAUUUUGGAUUUGAAGGAUGAAGAUAUUUUUCAUUUUUCUCUGCACAGCCUUUAUAUCUUCGUACAGAAGUGUUUAAAGUGAGGAUUCAAAAUCGAAACCACCAAGUUCUGUCACUUUUAUGCAGUCGUUCCAUAUAUAUUCACAAUAUAUACAUUUAUAUUGUUUUACAACAGUUAAUAAGAAAAUAACGUGGAGUUUUGUUCACAAUUGUGACGUAAAAAAACUGGGAGAGCUAUAUCCAUCACAACAUGCUGAAAAUUUUCAAGUGUUUUCAAUGCAACUCUGUUUUUGAUCGUCCUUCGCAAUUGAAUUAUCAUUAUCGGAGUAAACAUCUGGGAGAAAAAUCUCACGUAUGCCAGAUAUGUGAAAAAGGCUUCUUCCGUAAGGCAGAUCUGCGUAUGCACUUGAAUAUUCAUCUAGGUACAAACUUUUAUAUCUGCGAGGUCUGCGGAAGAAAGUUCAACCAUAUAUCGAAUCUUAUAAGACACUGUAGAAUACAUACAGGAAGUAAGCCAUAUGUAUGUCCAAUUUGUGAUAAACGUUUUACGCAAAUUUCUUCGCUAGCAAAACACAAACAAAUACAUACACCAAAGGACAGUAGACAGUAUUGUAAUCCUAGUCUUAUCAACAAUAAUUCACAAAUCAAGAAUCGUAUAUUGAACAAGAACAAGACAAUAAAUGAUGAAACAAAAAAUAAAAAUCAUGGGGCAUUUUGUAUAGAACAAAAAUGUAUCAGCGAGAAUACUGCUAGAGUUUCAAAUAUUCAGCAAAAUGAGAUAGUUUCUAAUAAAUACAACACUGAUGUGGACAAUAAAGCAUCUAAUAAUAAGCAGGAUUAUUUUGUUGAACUUGAAGAAAGACUUAAAUGCAUUAAUUUGUCCACAAAUAAAACUAUUCUCUCAAAUUCUCCUCGAGAUGUAGUAUAUAAUGAACAGAUGCAAUCCAAAGACAUAGCUUGUCAAUUUUCCAAAAACAAUUUUACAUUUCUAUCUCGAGAUAAAGAAUCAACUGCUGAAACAGACAUCCAUAAUGAUGAAAAUAUUUUGAGAUUAAAUCAAGACUCAGACACAUAUGCAGUCCAAGAAAUUUGUAAAGAGACUUCCACAAAUGAUGUAAUAAAGAAUUCAUUAAAUGUGGAAACGAAUUUGCAAAUCUGUAAUUUCAGUGAAGUUUUAGCAAACAAAAAAUUCCUACUCAAACAAAUAUGCAAAGAAAUUAUCAAUGAAAAUAAAAAAGGCAAUAAAUUAUUAAAUGAUGAUAAUCAAUUAUACUUAAAAUCUUCUGAUUCAGGAAUGUUGAAAUUAAACGAAUCGCGAUAUUGUCAGAACACAGAUUUGACUAAUGUAAAUGUUAAUCAUACAAUGAAAUUCCAACAUUCUGAAAAUAUUGCUGCUAAUGAUAUAUUAUACACUCCUGUUGCCAAGGAGGAUCAAAAUAAUUUAUUGCAACACAAUGAAGAGAUUCUCAAUAACUCGAGUAACGCAGUAUUGAAUAAUGAAGAGCCAAUGUUACGUUUAGUACAAACAGAGACUGGUGAACAAUUUUAUGAAUAUGUAAUAAAUAAUUUAACGGAAAAAGUACAGAACGUUUCAUGUGAGAAGGAUUUGGAGAAUACAAUGGAGGAGACUGCAAACGUUUUUGGAGAUUGUCAAAAAAUAAAUUCAAAUGUAAAAGAAAAUAAUAAGAAGAAUGAUCACAUAGAACAACAAUGUUUAGAAGCUUUUACUAUAAAUAAUGAAUUUAAUUACGCGCAACUUGAAUCUCACGGAGGGGAAAAGAAUUUCUCUGUAUUAUGUCAUGGUGAAAAUUUCCAACAAAAUUUUCAACAAGCCUACAAUUUCGAGAUUUUGGAAUUAUUGGAGUCGCAUGCGGAUUUUGACAAUGUUGAAACGGGCUUCGAAGCGCUUGAAAAACUGAAUUACGAAAAUUGUGAGAGAUUUUUAGAAUUGGAAGUUGCUGAUAUCGGUGUAGAAUUUUCAACGCACAAAGAACCUUCGAUGGUACGUUUGAUUCAAAAUGAUGGUGAACAGCUAUUGGAAUUAUUGCAGGAUUCUCAAAUUAUCGAACAAGAAAAUCAAAAUUUUCUACAAUCUACUAAUAAUCUCAAUACAGACUGUUCAAACGUUUUGCAAGAUAGUAACAAAAUAACCAAUUGUUCUAAAAGUAAAUCAGAUUUGUUUGCAUAUGUCGACAAUAAUAUACCAUUAGAAGAAAAUAUUAAUAACAAUCAAGUUAUAGAGAAUAACGAAUUAUAUGUGAACAAUGAUAUGCAGCAUUUAUCUGUAGACAUAAUUACCAAUAAAGACGCAAAUAAUGAUAUUCAUAUCGGGACAUCAGAAGAACCGAAGAAAAUUGUUUUGAAAAAGUUUCACUGUUCCGUAUGCAAUAAAACAUUUUCAACAGCCUACAAUUAUAAGCAGCAUAUGGGCAUACACUUUGCGGAUCAGCAAAAAUUUCAUUGUAAGGACUGUGGAAUGUCGUUUGCAUGGAAAUCUACUCUAAACAAGCAUAUCAUGAACAAUCAUAGCUUGGAUGGACCACAAAAGUUUGUUUGCAACAUUUGUCCCAAAGUCUACAGCACCUUGUCUCAAGUAAAUGAGCACGUAAAAAGGGAUCAUUUGAAGGUGCGCGAUCAUGUUUGCCUGACCUGUGGCAAGACUUUCUUCAAGAGAUUCGACCUAAAGAUUCACAAUAGAAUACACACGGACGAACGUCCGUACGUGUGUGGCGUCUGCAGCAAGAAAUUUCAUCAUCAGAGCCAUUUUAUUCGCCACAAGCGCAUACACUCGGACAUUAGACCAUACCUUUGCACGGAUUGUCCAAAGAGAUUCGCGCAAGUCAGCUCGUUGAAGGCGCAUCAGCGGAAGCAUAAGCAAACCCGUACGGAUUUCACAAAUUAUCAGAUCCAGGACGAGGACGAUCCUGUUGCAUUGGCGACGUUAUGAGAUAAAGCAAGUUAAUUUAUAAUAUAAAGAUACAUC